This is a messenger RNA of Penicillium waksmanii, 1431 nucleotides long. Its product is annotated as major facilitator superfamily transporter. The record is from RefSeq and is a predicted model, not a curated record. Lineage: Eukaryota; Fungi; Ascomycota; Eurotiomycetes; Eurotiales; Aspergillaceae. Gene Ontology annotation, biological process: transmembrane transport. The coding region runs from base 1 to 1431 and encodes 476 amino acids. The transcript has a single exon. Gene Ontology annotation, molecular function: transmembrane transporter activity.
AUGUGCAAGUCAAUUUCUGCACGAAAAAUCGACAAUGACAAGGACAGCAACAGCGACAACUUCAUGAACUGGGGUUCGCCUUGCGAUGAUGCCCAGGAUCCCGGCCCACCCCCAGAUGGAGGAUAUGGCUGGGUAUGUACCGCGGCCGCUGCGACCAUCAACAUGCACUCUUGGGGCUUCAACUCGGCUUAUGCAGUCUUUUUGGCUCAUUACCUAGCAAAUGAUACAUUUAUGGGAGCCACUUCGCUCCAAUAUGCUUUUGUUGGUGCCCUCAGUCUCACAUUUCUCUUUCUCGCCUCGCCUAUAGCAACAUAUUCCACACGGAAGUUGGGCAUUCGGCCAACUAUGAUAAUUGGUGUUAUAUUUGAAACAGCAAGCCUCGUUGCUGCUAGCUUUGCCACAAAGAUUUGGCAUCUUUUUCUCACACAAGGGCUUUUAUUCGGUAUCGGGCUUGGUCUUUUGUUCAUACCUACGGCUGCAGUCGUGCCCCAGUGGUUCACAGCGAAACGGUCCCUCGCGAGCGGUAUUUCAUUAGCUGGAGCCGGCCUUGGAGGAGGCGUAUACUCCCUUUCUGCAUCAGCUAUGAUACGGAGUCUUGGGAUUUUCUGGGCGUUUCGCAUCUUGGCUAUUAUUGCCUUCGUUGUGAAUAGUUCCUGUAUUAUCCUGAUCAAAGACCGGUACAGGAAUACCAAAGUAUCGCGGUCAACGAUAGAUAUCUCGCUCUUUAGGCGGCUCGACUAUUCGCUUCUCAUCGCUUUCAGCAGCUUCACUAUGCUUGGAUACUUCAUCCUUAUUUUCAGCUUGGCAAACUUUGCAAACAGUAUCGGGCUCGACUCAUCGCAAGCCGCAACAAUCAGCGCUGUCUUCAACUUCGCGCAGGCGGUUGGACGUCCUAUCAUUGGUUAUUUCAGCGACUCACUUGGUCGGAUCAACAUGGCGGGCUCAACAACAUUUUUGGCUGGUUUGAUAUCAUUGGCCAUCUGGAUACCUUCGAAGACAUACGGUGUGAGCCUUCUCUUUGCCGUCAGCUCAGGUCUCGUGGCAGGGAAUUUCUGGGCUACAAUAGGACCGCUUGUAGCCGAAGUGCUUGAUCUUGGAGAAGUUCCAUCAGGUCUGAGCUUACUCUGGUUGAGUCUGGCAAUCCCUUCAACUUUCAGCGAGCCGAUUGCGCUCAAGAUAGUUGAUGGUACCGGCAGUUAUCUGGGGACAGAAUUAUUUACAGGCAUGAUGUACAUUGCUGCAGCUGCUUGCCUGGGAGUCUUGCGGGGUCUGGUAAUACAGCAACGGGAAGCUGGGCCAGAUUCCUUGAUUGGUCCACAAGAAUAUUCCGUGAGUACUGGAGAUCAUGUCGUUGCUGUAACUACGCAGCCCAAGCCCCGUUCAUCAGCUAUGGCAUUUGUAAAAUGCUGCUUUAGUCCGGGCAGAUAUUAA